AUGCUGGACAUCAUCAAUAUCUUUCAAAGGGCUCGAGUUCACUCGACACAGGUGGUUCGUGCCCCUCGCACAGUUGCAGCCAGCAAAUCUGCCCAUCAUCACGAAAUGUACCUGGGCUCUGUCGCGGUGAAUGAGCGCGCUCACUCGCUUCUUGCACCAGUCUACGCCAAUCUCACGUCCUCCAGCUCUGAUGAAGCCAAUGCACCCACCAGUAACGUCACUCACACCGACGUCCUUGGCUCCGUGUUGGCCAGCACAAAUCCUGGCUUCUGUCCCGACGGUUCUCGAGCAUGGUUCACCAACCUGGGUGGUCUGAUCACGUGGUUCCUUGUGCCUGCAGGCACCAUGAUUUCAUUCAACUCGUUUGCCCUCCUCAUUGUUUGCAUUCAGAUCUGUCGUCUCUCCAAAGAAGCCCGGAUACACGCCUCCCCACAAAAUGAGCAAGAGAAGAAGAGACGGAAGAAGUCGAAAAGUCUUGCUGGAAUUUGCGCCAAACUCGCAAUCAUCCUCGGUGUUUGUUGGUUCGUUCAGUUCUUUGCUGGCUGGUGGCCCCAACUGGUUAAGCUGCGAAGAGCCGUCGGUUUGGUGAACAGUGCACAGGGCGGUGUUAUCGCGCUGUCCAUGCUAGUUAGUGCCAAAGCACGCCGGGCCUUGGCCAGCAUGCUGCCGAAGCGUUGCAGAGGCUUCGUCGCACCCCCUGACUCAACCACGCAACAGUCAAUUUCGAAAGACAAGGAACGAUCGAGUUCGACUUCUACGAAGACGUGGACAUCGGUGUUGUUGCCGAAGCGGAACAGGUCACAAACAGCUAGCUUCGGGAAUCCAAACAAUUAG
Molecule: messenger RNA, 834 nt
Organism: Mesocestoides corti
Lineage: Eukaryota; Metazoa; Platyhelminthes; Cestoda; Cyclophyllidea; Mesocestoididae
Source: the annotation of a GenBank genome assembly